UAUUCAACGCCACUUCUGGUGAUCGGAUCAAAAAAAAAGUUGUGUUCGCUCACUCAUCUGUACUUGUACCCUCAUUCAUUCUUUUGGCAUCCUUUCCUUCUUUAACCUUUUUAUCUCAGCAUUAACAACGUCUGCAACCGACGACUGACCUGGGAGCAAGAGGAAACCAUCGAAUCAAGCACUGUCCCAUCAUCAUUCAUUAACCAAAACAGGGAAGCCCGUUCAGCGAGUCAACCAAUCUGGCACUUGACAUAUAACAGUCAUCGAUAAUACCGGAUCAGACUCAAGACAUAAUAUGUUGUCCUAUCCUUCCUUUGCACCGCUACUGGACACUGCUGGGGCCAUCACGGCUGUCUUGGACCAGACACGAGAUAUCACCACUCCGCCAGAAGAGAAUGAGACCGCGCCAAUGCCUGCUGGCAAUACUAGUACCAACAACGCGAACCCGUUCAAGGAUCGACCCAAUUUCCUCGACGCACCCAUCAAUACCACACUGGUCCCAAUUCUCAACAAACACAAUAGUCUUGACAAAGCAGCCCUGCUUGAGGCUGCAUUUAAACUAAAGCUCAUAUCCAUCCAGGAUGACCUCGCAACUAGCAUGAUCGAACUCAAAGACGCGACGUUCAGAUGCCUGGACCUGCUGUUGCGCUGUUCGGAAUUAGAGCUGAUCGACCCCUUCACCCCCCUCAACUAUAUCGAGGAAGUAUUGGAUUUUCAAACUGUCGAAUAUAGCGAACAUAUCUACGAUUAUCUAGAGUCGCGCGUCAAACGUCUCACUGUGAACAUGGUUGCUGGACGAGGAAAAGGUCUCACAUUACUCAGACUUUGCAACGAACUACUGCGACGUCUCUCAAAAGCAAAGAACACGGUCUACUGCGGAAGGAUUUUGAUGCUACUAUCAAGUGUCUUCCCUCUAACGGAACGCUCGGGAGUCAACUUGCGAGGCGAUUUCAACACCGAGAACGUGACUCUGAUCGAAGGCGAUGACGUGACAGUAGUGCCAGACUUCACUGUAUCGCCGCCUGAAUCUCAAAAAGAUACCGAGAGCAGUGUUCCAGGUGGUGAAAGCAUGGAUGUCGACAAAGAUCCGCCAAAGGGACAGGACAAUGAACAGGCAAAGAAAUCGCGGGCCUUUUACACAGAGUUCUGGGGCUUACAGGCGUUCUUUUGCAACCCCCCGACCUUGAUCAGCUCGCCAGACAACUUAACGAAACUUCAAAGAGGCAUUGAGCACACUUUGGAGAGGUUUGCUGCAGUCGAGGAAAGCGAGCAAAAGAUGCGCGGACAAAGAGCAGUGUCAGAAUCUUCAGAAGGGAAGCCUACAGAUGCGACGAGUGGGGCGAGCGAGUCAUCAACUUCUCAGGUUAUGGAUCAGACCGCCAAGUCUUCCGGUUCGGUCACUACAAAGAGAAAGCAGACUCAGAACACGGAAACGAUCCCGGAGACAACGACGUACUUCCCGAAAUUCCUAACGAGUCCUAAGUUGCUGCAACUCGAGAUUGCGGAUCCAUAUUUCAGGAAGCAUAUCCUUGUUCAGUUUCUCAUCAUCAUUCAAUACCUUGAAAGCCACACUGCAGCCGCCAAGGAAGCUUUUGCCAAGAUUUCUACCCCCAAUAAGUCAUUUCAGCCACAGUGGAUCAUGGAAGAGAAGGAUCAGGAGUGGGCUGCGUCGAUCAAAACCAAGAUAUCUAAGGAGCUGAAAGCAAUUGGAUCGGAUAAUGGCGACAAGGAUCUUUUGAGUACCGUCAAUGCUGUUUUGAGCCAUGAGUCAAGCUGGCUUCAAUGGAAAGCUGAGAGCUGCCAUUCUUUCGAGAAGCCACCUUUGACCAAAGCAGAUGUGGAGGAAACGCGGCGCAAGCGACAAAAGCUCUCAGCAGCACUAGCACCGCUCAAGCAAAAGAUGGGCUGCUACACUCUGACUGAGCUGUGGAGGGAAGUGGAGGAGCAGACGGACGAGGACACUGGGUUCGGAAGCAAUCGGCCCCCUCGUACUGUGGAUGAAUAUCUGUCUGGACUCCCCUUUGCGGUCAGGAGAGCACAGGCAAUGCGACUACGUGAAGGAAAACCCGCAUUCACGGAGCAGGAAACAAAGAGCCUGGAGCAGGCUCGGUUAUGGAGAGGACUUCGACUCGGCGCCCGGCAGUACUUGCACCUUUACGGAAAAUCUAUAACUGAUCCCAACUACACAGUGGCCACCUUGACGGCGGAUGUGAAGAAGGAUGAGGAGUGGGAGGAGGAGAUCAAAGAGAAUGGUGGCAAAGUGCCAUCGCCUAAGAUUCCUGAGGCAACUUCUGCUGUUCAUGCAACCACAGGGACAUCCCAGUCCAAAUCAACGUCAGAAACAUCCAGCCAAUCUGAGGACAAAGAUCAAAGUGAAUUCAGUAUGAAGAGGAGCGAUAGCGACGUUGAUAUGAAGGAGACGGACGUGCAAACCGAGGCUGGCGGCAUUGUGUUGGAUGAUGCGGACGAAGACAACUUGGCAAACGAGGAGCAAACGAGAGAAGUCCCGCCGUCAACGGCAACCGUGACAGAAGAUGAUGGCUCUGUCAGGGAUAAUACAACAGAGAUGGACACACCCAUGGGCGAGGGCUCAGCUGAAACGGACGAGAAGACUACAGUAGCGGCAGAGAUGGCCGAGCCCAUUGUUAUAUCGCUCACCAAGAAGGGUUCAGCAGAAUAAAAAUAUCACGUGCAUAGUUGUAGC
Molecule: messenger RNA, 2704 nt
Organism: Gamsiella multidivaricata
Lineage: Eukaryota; Fungi; Mortierellomycota; Mortierellomycetes; Mortierellales; Mortierellaceae
Product: THO complex subunit 1 transcription elongation factor-domain-containing protein
Exons: 6
Coding region: 296-2680 (794 amino acids)
Biological process (GO): mRNA export from nucleus; regulation of DNA-templated transcription elongation
Cellular component (GO): THO complex part of transcription export complex
Source: RefSeq, a predicted model, not a curated record